This is a messenger RNA of Xyrauchen texanus (razorback sucker), 958 nucleotides long. It is a transcript of the gene gmnn, whose product is annotated as geminin DNA replication inhibitor. The transcript has 7 exons. Gene Ontology annotation, biological process: negative regulation of DNA replication; negative regulation of cell cycle. Gene Ontology annotation, cellular component: nucleus. Bases 113 to 799 code for a protein of 228 amino acids. NCBI's taxonomy places the organism in Eukaryota, Metazoa, Chordata, Actinopteri, Cypriniformes, Catostomidae. The record is from RefSeq and is a predicted model, not a curated record.
ACGGUACAAAGGCAGUACUUAAGCCAGUGGCGCGCUCCUCACGCACAAAUCAAACAACACUAGUGGAUCAUCUGGAUAGUAUUGAAUUACAUUUGUGCAAUAGCGGUAAAACAUGAGUUCCAUCAGAAGAAUCAAGCAUGCAGAGAAUCCCUCUGAAAACAUCAAGAAAUUCUUUGUAGCGCCAACAUCUGGAACAGGAUCUGGGAGGAGAACACUCAAGGUCCUUCAGCCAUCUGCAGUAAAUAAGAACCUGGGACGGAUAGUUCAGAAUGGCAAAGCAGUUCCCAAAAGGAAGAUGUGGAGCGCUGAGCAAGAGAAGGGCUCAAAGAGAGUCAAAGCAGAGGUGGCUGUAAAUUCCACACAUCUAGAAAAUGACAACUACCCUGAAGGGAUCACUCAAGAAGCUUAUGAGCUCAUGAUCAAAGAAACUCCUGGCUCCUCAUACUGGAAAGAGGUAGCAGAGGAGAGGCGAAAAGCCCUGUUCAGUGUUCUCCAGGAGAAUGAAAAGUUGCACAAAGACAUUGAAGCCAAAGAUGAACAGAUUGCUCAGCUUAAGAGUGAGAACGAGGAGUUAUUGGAGCUUGCACAGCAUGUACAGCACAUGGCCGACAUGAUUGAAAGAUUAACUGGUAAAUGUCCGGACAAUCUAGAGGAGCUGCGAGAGAUGGCCUUUGAGCAUGAAGAUGAUGAACAACGAGAUGAGCAAGAUUAUAAGGGCCAAGAAAUUGUGAAACUGUGCCCAGAACAGACAUCUGACCAUGAUGUGCCAGAUAAGGAUGAUUCCACAGAAGAAAGCUGAAUUGACUCAUUUAGAUUUUUUUUUUUUUUAAGCUUUGCCCAGUAGAACAAAAGUGCACCUUGUUUUAAUUUUUAUUUUCCUUGCUGUAAAUGAGCUUUAUUUUCAGUAGUUGUGCAUGUUCACUGCCAGUGUACAUAUGUAAACUUGAAUGCAAUGGAA